Blumeria graminis f. sp. triticale is the source of this 429-nucleotide messenger RNA. The record is from the annotation of a GenBank genome assembly. Lineage: Eukaryota; Fungi; Ascomycota; Leotiomycetes; Helotiales; Erysiphaceae.
AUGCUGUCAGCAAAGGAGUUUGUCACACUUGCUUCCGUUUUGAGUUCUUUAUUUGUCGUUGCCAGUGCUUGGGCAAUCGAAGAAGGUGCAACAUGUGCUUAUGAUAGAUGGACCGGUGAUGACUUGAUAAGGAUCCGAGAUCAGAAUUGUUCAUGGGGAACGCAUGAAUACAUGUUAAAUCAUUUGCCGAAUCUCCCGUUUUUCAAGAAAGGUGGGGGACAACAGCCCAUGAACUUCUUCGUACGCCUUCCGAAAUCCGGAGCUGAAGGGACAUAUCAUCAAGGUGAAAUGUCAAACAACUAUGCAGCAUUUGACCGUAAUUGCAAUUUCGACAGGGUAGUACGCAUAAGUAACUUUGAUCAUAUGAGAGGAGCAGAAAUACCACAAAAUCAGAUAAUAAACUGCAGAAGAGGAUAUCAUGAACUGUAA